Hyaloperonospora brassicae is the source of this 3237-nucleotide messenger RNA. The record is from the annotation of a GenBank genome assembly. NCBI's taxonomy places the organism in Eukaryota, Oomycota, Peronosporomycetes, Peronosporales, Peronosporaceae.
AUGGACACGACAGGCCGCGCGUCUAAGAGCGACGACGAGAGCGACAGCGUCCAGUACGAACUCACGGACGUCGACGAAGACGCAGAAGAAGAAGAAGAAGAAGAGGCAGAGGCAGAAGCAGAAGAGGCACAGGAGUCCGAGUGUGGCAAAGAAGAAGCGACGCGUCGAGAUGCAAACUCGACGCGGAAGCGCAAGCGCUCAAAUGACGACGAAGAACUCGCGCGCCGGCGACGCCGUCGACGGUCACUGGCGUUUCACCCGAAGAAGAGGCGCUCGUUGACGGCGGCCGAGAGGAAGACAGCGGCUGGAAGUGAGGCGGGCAGUGCGGGGACGGCCACGACAAAGGCGACGGCUGUGGUCACACAUAGCAAGCAGUACAUUAGUGACAUGUACUCGACGAUCAUCAAGAUGUCGUCAGAGAAUAAAAUCAAUGUCAAGAACUCGUGGUCGCUGCACUUGAUUGACCACAUGGAAGACAUUCUGGACUCGUCCAAGAAAAAUGCGGCAGGCGGACAGGACAACACGUACAACUUCCAGAGAGCGAGCUGUACGCUGGAUGCGAGCAUUAAGAUCUACUCGUAUCGAGUGGAUGACACGUGGAACUCAUCGUACAAGAUUCUCGAAAACUUGUCGCGGACGGAACACAAGCACGGCGUCGACGAUGCUGGCAGUGAUGCCGAAGGUAAUGCCAGGACUGCACGCAAGACGAGGAAGACACAUGCACGGACGAUUGAAAAGAACUUGAACAAUAUCAACUUGAAAGCGUACGAUACAGAGUGCGAGGCAGACCCGCUGUUUCACAAGAUGUCGCAGUCUUUUGACGAGGGAGGUGCGAAAGGCAUGUUGCUUGCCAACCUCAGCGUGUACGACGGGUGCAAGAUCCUAUUGAAUUCGUCGGAUGUGAGUGUAGUGACACGGAAGCCGAUUCAUGAAGACGGAGCCAAGUCGAAAGACAAAGCUGAAAGUCCAGAAAACCAAGAGACGAAAGAUUCGGCAACUUGUAAAGCGAGCGACUGCGCUGCGCAAUCUGAGCCAUUGCACGACAAGGACGUGGUACAGGCUGAAGGUAUCGGCGAGAACGAGCAGAAAGUCGAGGAAGCAAAGAAAGAGGAAGAACACGGUGUUGAGGCGACGGAUGAAGACAAAGACAGUAAACAAGCGAUGGAUAGUGAGGCUACUGACAACAGUGAGGGACUCGACAAGGACGUUGCAAUGGAGGAAGAGCGGAAGAAUGGGGAGAAAGACGGCUUGGCUGAAGAUGUCGAUAUGGAGGAAUGUGUAGACGAGACGCCAACCGCGUCCAGCGACGUCACUACGGAGGAGACACACAGCAAAGAAAAUGACGAGCCUACAGAGGAGAGUGCUGUGGAAAGCAUGAGUGUGGUGGGAGAUCAAAGUCCUAGCAGUGUCACGGCAACGAAGGAGAAGGAAAGCUCCGACAGUCUCGGUGUGACGAAGGAGCGCAUAAGUCUGUCGCUCUUUAGUAGUUUGUCCUGUAUUGACCAAGACGUGCAAAACCUGAGCGUAUGUCCUCCGUUGUACAGAAUGUACGAUCAACUGGAUGAGUUCUACGGCGACGAAUCCCGCCACCGACUCGGUCUCAAGAACAACUUUUUGCAUACUACACCAGUGAAAGGCCAGCGACAGACGUUGGACAAGAAGGAUGCUGUUGCUGUGAACUUGGCUGGUAUAAUGGAAAGUGCGAGCGAGGACGAACCGGACGGUGAAGAUGCAGUGCUUGACGCAUCUAUGGACUUUGGUGACGAGAACACCGACCAUAAUGAUGUUGGUGAGGAUGGCGACAUCAUUGUCGAUGAAGUAGAAAACGUUGUCGAAGUAAUCUGUGUUGAUGAUGUGGCUACGGAAGAAGAGAAUAACAUUAUUGACCUGGCGGGAAGUGGCGAUGAAGACGCUGUGGUCGAAGACCUCACGCAUGAGAGCGCCGAGAAUGAUCCAAUCGCUCUUGACAAGGAGUUAUCGCUGAGAUCGAGUGCUGCCGACUUUUUCCGCGCAAGAGUGAACGAGAACAUGCCGGAAGAUUACGAGAACAAUCUGUUCUCGCAGAUGAUUGAGUCUGCACUCGUCCGAUCUGUAACGCAGGACGAUGAUGAGCAGGGUGUUGAGGACCAAGACGGCAGGCAUGACUACUCGUACUUUGAUGCGAAGAUGCUUCGCAAUUGGGCAGGUCCGGGACACUGGAAGUUCCCUGCUAUCCGCAAGAUCCAAAUGAAACAGCGCUGUAAGGAGGAGACAGACAAGGAUGGUCUCGCUGGCAUGAACAUGGAAUUUGACGAAGCUGGCGCUAUGAUCAAAGCAGAGCCGACUGAGCUUUCUGCCGACCGUGCUCGGAAGGGAUGCAGUGCUGGUACGGCAACAAAGACAGCAAUCACGGUCGACUUUUUCGGAGAAGCACCUGACUUCUCCAAGUUGAGAGCUCCGAAGUCUGCAAGUAGUUUGGAAGUUUCAAAGGGGACUCUGAGGAAGCAAGUGGAGAACGCGUCGGACCUGGUCUUGCCCGUGGACACGCACAUCAAGGUGAGUCUGUUUUUCCGGCACUUUUUGAAGGAAAGGCCUCGCUUCUUCCGAAAGCGUAGCACUCAUCCUCUUGAUGGUCCUCAUCGGGAAAGCAUUUCGGCAAACGAUUGCGACUUUGGCGGUGACAGUCUCGACAUGGAUGGCGAUGGCGAUCGAAAACCAGUGUUUACGUACAAUGAAGACAGCGCUGGCUUUGAAGGUGGAUAUGAUGACGACGAUGAUGACGAUGAAGGCAUUGGUAGCGCUGAUCAUCCAGCGACUCAGUCGCUGUACUCUGCGGAAGGUCUGGUCCAAGCAGAUCGCGUGGUGCAGAAAAUUGGUGUACAUUAUGAACGGUUUGCCAAGCGUGUGGACGUGAAGAAGUUGAAGGGCAGUAUAUGGGAGCACUUGGAGAAACAAGUCGUCAAGGACGUAGGAGGCGAAGGCGCUGAUGCUGGAACAGCUGCUGAUACGGAUGUCGUAUCGGUCAAUGAGAGUGGUAAACGCGUCCUUGACACGACUGAGGUCUGUGAGCAGGACGAGAGCGAGGGCUCAGAAACCACCUUCAAGAGCGUUGUCGAACACGUUGCGACCAAGGUCCCGUCGAAUGUGACCGUAUCCUUCUACUUCAUUUGCGUCCUGCAUCUUGCGAACGAGAAGGGUCUCGAGCUGGCCGGUCAAGACGACCUGCGGAACUUUCGGAUCCGCAAAGAGGACGCAUGA